CUUAUUGAGUUCGCUGCUCUUGGGCUUCAAACUGUAGCAAGUUGUGGCCAUCGCGUUUGGCCCUGGUUUCCGCGCUCGGCGCUGCUUUGUCACGUCGCAAUUCCCGACGCCCGGCUAGUAUUGGGCCGUCAGGACAGCCUGUAGCGCCUGGCACCAGCGCUCUAGCACAGUGCAGUUGCUAUACUCGUGUCGGCCCCACCGGUGCGGGAAACCCUCCGGUGUCAUCGAACCUUUUGGCGUCGCUGCACGCGCUAGACGCCACAGCUGCUGGAGCACGACCGAGGCGCGUUUAAAAGCCAAGCCCAGACCCGUGUGGUAACUGCAAGGGCAACCGUCCUGACCCCUCGGCGUCAAGUUUCCGGUUCGUAACUCGAACGUGUCACACCAACUUCUGGCUCACAGCAGCCGGCAUGGGAGCCACCAUCAGCUCCUGCGUGGAGCCGGGCCCCACCUUUGCCCUGUUUGAGGCGGUCCGCACGGGCGAUGUGCGCCGCAUCAACAUGUGGCUGGGCCUGCAGCCGGAGCUCCUAAAGUACCGGAACCUUUCAAGCGGCGACACGGUCUGGCACGUGGCGGCGGUGGCCGGCAACGCCGAAGUGCUGGAGGCGCUGGCCUCACACGCGCCAGCGCUGGAGGAACUGGAGGUGCAGCAGCGGCGCCUGCAGCGCCAGAAGAGCUCCCGGCGCCGCAGAGAGGCGGCGUCCGCAGGCCGGGUGGCGCCCCGGGCGGAGCUGGCGGUUGCAGCUGGCGCCGGCGCCGUCGGCAGUGGUCGAGGAAGUGGCAGCGGCAGCAGUGGGGCGGGCGGAGCGCUGAGCGAGGCGGACCGGGCGUCGCCGUCGCAGCCCGCCUCACCCAACGCGGCGGCACCGUCUCACCCCGACGUGCAGCGGACGCAGUCGGACGAGCAGCCGCCACAGCCGCACCUGCCAGCUCAGGAGCAGGCGGACCCGCAGCUGCAGCAGCAGCAGCAGGCUUCCGCGGACACGCCUGAGCCCGCGCAGGCUGCCCGGGUGGAGCUGCUGCGCUCUGUCAUCAACCUCCGCAGCGACAAGCACCAGACGCCGCUGAUGCACGCCGCCAAUGCGGGCCGCCUGGACGUGCUCAAGUGGCUGCUGCAGCAGGGUGCUGAUCCCUGGGCCCAGGACCGCUGCGGCCUGCGCUCCGCACUGCACUACGCGGCCAUGCGGGGUCGUGUGGAGUGUGUGCAGGCGCUGCUGGACUUCAUGCCCUCCACCGCAGAGCUGCGCCGCUACCUGGAGUACCGCUCCAUAUCCGGACUCACGCCGCUGCACUACGCCGUGUCGAUGGGCCAGGCGGAGGUGGUGAGGCUGCUGCUGCAGCGCGGGGCGGACAUGAUGGCUGUUAACCUGAUCGGUGAUGCGUAUGACCUUGUGCAAGUGCCCAAGCGCUCCACGCCACUGCACGUCGCCGCCGCCGUCCCCGGCCCCGGCGGCCUCCAGUGCGCGCUGGUGCUACUGCAGCAUUACCACCACAACCUGGCCGGACCCUCCUUCCCCGACCCGCGGCGCCGUGUCGACAUCACCGGUCGCACGCCGUACCAGGUGGCCAACUUCUACCGCUCUCAGUCCGCGCUCAUUUCGGAGCUGCUGCACCCCGCCUCCAACCUGGCGUCCAUGUUUGAGCGCGAGGGCGGAGCUGAGGCGGCAGGAGGCGGAGGGUACGCAGAGGGCGCGGCACCGGUGCUCCGCCUGAAGCAGAUCGCCGGGGCGGCGGUGCGGCGGCAGCUGCUGGCGGACAUUGAGCACUCGGAGCGGGUCAUCCAGCACUUCCGCCGGCGCCACCGCGCGGCGGGCGGCCUGGAGCGGCUGUCGCCCUUCGCCUGCAGCAGCACCCCUGCAGCCAGCGCACCCGACCCCGACCCGCACGUCGGCCUGCCGGGCGGCGUUGACGACAGCGGCUGCGCCCUGGAGCGACUGCCGCACGAGCCCGCCGGCAGCAGCCGGAGCGGCAGCACGUGUGGCGUGGGGCAGGUGCCUGACGCCGCCUGCUGCCCGCCCGAGAUGCAGCAGCGCGUGGGCGGCUGCGUGGUGGCGGUGCCGGCCGCCAAGGAGUCCGACAGCCGCCAUGGAACUGCGUCCGACGCAGGCAGCUGCUGCGAGGGCGGCAAGGGCUGCGGCAGUGUCAAGGCCGCAGCCGGCGGCUGCCCUGCAGGCUCUGCGGCUGCGGCCGCGGUCGUGUUGCCUGGAGUAGAGAAGGUCACAGCGCAGGCUUGCUGCAGCGGCGGCGGCUGCGGCGGCGAGGAGGCCUCGGCAGCUGGCGCCGCUGCUCCUGCUGAGGGCGCGGCGGCUGGGGCAGCAUCAGACUCUACAGUCAUGGUAGUGCCGUGCUGCACGUUGGAUGAGCGGCAGCGAGGCGCCUGCUGCUCUGCACCCUGCGUGUGCAGCAGCAACUGCCGCCCUGGUCCUGCACCGCAGCCCCACGCAAGCAGCACCACCGGAAGUGUUGCUGUUGCUGCCGCUGCGCCCGCCCUUUCAAGGGCCUCCAGCAAAGCAGCCCUGUCUCUGCAGCGGUCCCCUUCCUUAGCGGGGAGCGUCAGUGCCGGCACCUCGGCACCCAUGGCGGCUGCGGUGUUGCUGAGGCCGCUGCCGGGCUGCUGCACUGUGCGCCAGCCCCUGAACCGGUUCGCCAGCCGCAGCCUGGGCUACGAGGCGGCCGGGGGCACGGGCGCAAAUGCGCUGAGGGCAGGCGCCACAGCAGCCCGCGGCGGCGCGUACGCGAAAGCGCCCCUGGUGCCUGUGGCGCAAUGUUCCGUCUGCCUGGAGGACGCCUUCUGCUUGGUGUCAGAGCCCUGCCACCACCGGCUGUGCGCCACCUGCAGCCGGGAUGUGACGCAGCGGGCAACCGCGCUGCCGCUGGCGUGUGUGGUGUGCCGCGAGCCCGUGUUCCAGUUCACCAGCCCCGUGUGCUGAGCUGCCACGGCUGCACGUACGGUUUGCCUCGCCGAAUCGCAUCAUGUGUUACCAUACGCUGCCACGUGCACGCUGUAGCUGGGUGCUUAUUGUUAUUGUUGGUGGGGAAUUGAGCUUAUGUUAUGGAAUGUAGCACGUUUUAAGGGUCCCUACGGUCCUACCCGUGGCCCUGGACCUGACGGGCCGCGAAUUGGCUUAGAUUGCAUCUGAAGUUGCACACUUCAAUGUUUGACAUCGUGACUAGGGCUCGCGGGCGACGGUGAGCCUCUUUAGUAUUUACUGCGCUAUGGGUGUCAUGCUCAAUUGCUGAGGAGUGGGUAAGCGGUUUGCACAAGUUCAGCCAGCAAGCGCGCCGAGGUCUUGAAUUAAAUAGUCUUUGCGGAGAAUGCGGAGAAGUGCAUGAGCCUUGAUAGUACAGAAACUGCUGGGUUGGGUAAUGAUGGGCAUCGUACGUACGUACUACCGAUGGACUUGUUUUGUCACUGUGGUCACUGUGGUGGCAGGUCACGUCCCAUUCAUACACGGGUUUCACGUUUCCAUUAACACACGGGGGGCUACUCUCACACCGUCCUGAGUGGUCGUCUGUCCUAGGCGCAAACUCAACACAUGGCUUCGGCGUGUGGGGACGCGGCGUUGGCGAGAGCCACGGAUACCGUGGGGGCAUGUCGCAACCGUGGAGGGCACUGUAAGCGUUGCAUGUGA
This is a messenger RNA of Chlamydomonas reinhardtii, 3632 nucleotides long. RefSeq lists its product as uncharacterized. The coding region runs from base 411 to 2930 and encodes 839 amino acids. The transcript has 12 exons. The record is from RefSeq and is a predicted model, not a curated record. NCBI's taxonomy places the organism in Eukaryota, Viridiplantae, Chlorophyta, Chlorophyceae, Chlamydomonadales, Chlamydomonadaceae. Gene Ontology annotation, biological process: protein targeting to chloroplast. Gene Ontology annotation, molecular function: chloroplast targeting sequence receptor activity; protein binding. Gene Ontology annotation, cellular component: chloroplast outer membrane.